CCAGCCACCAGCCAGCCACCAGCCAGCCACCAGCCAGCCACCAACCAGCCAUCUAGCACGGCCUUCGUUGCACGCGCAGCUCAGCGCGCGGCUUUCUGGAAAAAAAUGAAGGCGCGCUCCGCUAGUGAAGUCCGGACAAGCGGAGGGUCCACCAGGUAGUCGCGUGACUCUCGAGCCGAGGUGUACCGUCAACCCGGAGUAUCGCGAAUUUUCAUUGACUGUGGCAUAGGGUCACACGUCACGGGUUCGACCCUAUACCCGAUACAGGACCCCGAAAAGAUAAGAUCAUCCCUCGGGCGAUGGGACGCACAUCCCGGUUAACAUAAGACACUAGUGUAUCCACUAGAGGAAGAGGAGGACAAGCCAGCAUCCCUACUGGAGUCUUCAUCGAUUUUACGUCAGUCGAUGAAUUCCUACCAAUAGAGAGUUAACUAAGGAUUUUACUCUCGCUCCUCCCACAAUACGUAGAUUCUUGUUUGGUAGAGACAUUAUCCGAGUGUCCGUCAAAGAAUCGACUUAUUAAUCGUCUGAUUAAGAAGCGCGAGUGUUUACAGAAAAUCUAUUGAGUUGUAAGGUUAAGAAAGUUGUGUCGUUGUGUUUACGAAACGUCACGAAACGUCACGAAUUGUCUCAUCGGGCAUCAGACUCGAUCGAUCCUCGGAGCAACCUCAGACUCGGCUUCCUCUUAGCCAGCAGCUUCAUUUUACGCCGCUCGCUUCGUUUACGUCGAAGACCUUUUUUUUCGAAGUUUAACAAGAUUUUGAGAAAAGUAUUGAAAAAGUGACGCAAGCAAAAUGGAGUUCAAGUUCAAUGUGAAUAAACUCUUGCCCAGGAAAAUCAACAAGAUUGGACAAACACUGAUUCCGGAAGAUUUCAAGGGCGACCGACGGGAACUCAACGAAUGCCAGAGACAGCUGACUAAGGUCCUCGACGACAUGGGCGAGGCCUCCGCCAGGGCGCAAGGCCUGAACAAACCAAUAACCAGCGCCAUUAAGCUGAGGGACACCGACCACAUAGUCUACCUGCUCGUGGACAGAGAAGCCAACAAUGGCACCGGAUGCGUGGUCGGACUCCUGAAGACGGGCUCGAAAAAUCUUUUCAUGUUCGACGACAGGGGUGUGCACUAUCAGCUGCAACCCCGAUGCGUCCUGGACUUCUACGUCCACGAAUCCAGGCAGCGUAUGGGCUGUGGGAACGUCCUCUAUCAGCACAUGCUGGCGGAGGAGAACAUAACGCCGAUGAAAUUGGCGAUCGACCGGCCUUCCGAGAAAUUUCUCGCUUUUCUUCACAAGUAUUACGGGCUCUCGAGGAUAAUUCCGCAGAAUAACAAGUUCGUCGUAUUUCAAGGAUUCUUCGACGAUGAGACUCAGGAGACCAGAGGCAGCCGAUACAGUUUGCCUGCGAAAGCGUCGACCGAUGGAAACGCAACGAGUAACAAUACCAGUAGCAGCGUCAAUGGCGCGCAAUAUGGAGCCCCGUCGCGCAGCUCCUACGGUAGAUACGCAGCAGCUCGACCGCAAUGCUCUAUGGCCAACAUUAUUCAUAACACCGCAGUGCUUGGCCAGCCCGCCGAGCGGACCGGUGAAAUUCCUCCCCCGGUCCCGAAAAUGGAGCGUCCUCGUUCGCUGAGUCUGUACUCCGAGGAAGAGCAGAAGCAGCGCUCGAGCGAAUUAUCAACGGUGCCGACACCGGCAAUACCGGAUCACCAGGUGGCUCCAUUUGUCCCAAUUCUCUUGGAGGCUGAAAAAUGCGGGAACAACGUGAAACCCUCGCCGUCACCCUCGUGCGGCCAGGAGGUCGCCGGGAACGAGCACGCACAUCUCGACCUCAAGUUUUACCAUUCUCCCCUGUGGUAGAGCGUUACGAAUUCUUUGUCAGAAUCACGUGUUAAUACUCAUUUCGUUGUAUCUUUACGUAACAUGAAUUAAAAUUUGAAAUUUUCGUACUUUCCCAAACCAAAUGACAGCUGUCGUGCAAUCACUUUCGUUCAAUGGCAUUUGACAGCUACGUGAAAACGGGAUUCCUCGCUAUGUUCAUUGUUGAAAAAGGAUGCGUGUUAUUACUGGCAGUACCAAUAUUCACUGAUUCACUCUUUAUUUUUACUCAAAUGAUCAGCAAGGAGUUGCUGGAACGAGAAUGAGUUCAUUACGCCGUGUUGACCGCGAUGGCCAUUUUCGACACAUGUAGAAAAAAGCACCGGCACGGGUGAUCGUAGAACAUAUUUACGAUUUAUAUAGUAGGACAAACACAAUUAAUACGAUUGUAAUAUCGAAGUGUCAACAAAGACGUAGAAUGGAAAUGAACGAUAGUAUUAUGUGAUAGAGUUGUCCUCUAUGCAAUGUAUUCGCUUAUUAUGUAGCAGCAGCUUGGACACUUUUAAUUUUCACGAUCAACUAAAUGCGCCCUCUGCACUAUGGACCAAUAGCGGUAUCUGCCUUUCGCAGUUUUAAAAUUAUUCAAACCUAACCAUGUUUCUAAUAUUCAUGGUUUUAUUGAACUUUGGCCCAUUGUGUAAAAGAUUAUUAAACGAAACAAAUAUAUUUGCAUUUACAUUUCAGCCAGGUCAAUCCAAACAGGGGAAUGUUUUACCAAGAUUACAAGUUUUAUUUCUGAGAUGUGAUAGUGACUUUGUACCAACGGAUAAUUACGUUAUUUAUUUGUAUAUUAUGCAAUCUAUUAUUUUAUCUGCAAUACAUUCCACUAUUUAUGAGAUAAAGUAGCUCAUUUAGUUUUUUGUUAGCCGACAUUACAAGCAGUAAUGUUGUUCAUAUCGGCUUCAAGGCAUUGUGUAUAAUCGAUUAAAAAAAGUGGCUUCAAAAUAAUAAAAA
Messenger RNA from Cephus cinctus (wheat stem sawfly), 2828 nucleotides. RefSeq names its product alpha-tubulin N-acetyltransferase. Gene Ontology annotation, cellular component: microtubule. Gene Ontology annotation, molecular function: tubulin N-acetyltransferase activity. NCBI's taxonomy places the organism in Eukaryota, Metazoa, Arthropoda, Insecta, Hymenoptera, Cephidae. The transcript is spliced from 7 exons. Gene Ontology annotation, biological process: alpha-tubulin acetylation. The record is from RefSeq and is a predicted model, not a curated record. The coding region runs from base 795 to 1856 and encodes 353 amino acids.